This is a messenger RNA of Tripterygium wilfordii, 2771 nucleotides long. Its product is annotated as cation/H(+) antiporter 18-like. Gene Ontology annotation, cellular component: endomembrane system; membrane. The record is from RefSeq and is a predicted model, not a curated record. Gene Ontology annotation, molecular function: antiporter activity. Gene Ontology annotation, biological process: regulation of pH; proton transmembrane transport. Lineage: Eukaryota; Viridiplantae; Streptophyta; Magnoliopsida; Celastrales; Celastraceae. The transcript has 4 exons. Bases 152 to 2563 code for a protein of 803 amino acids.
GUCGACACUUUCUGCGGUGCACCGCCCUUAUAAGUUGACUCAUGCCCUUCUCCAAUUCCUGGAACAACACAACGCGCACCGUCGGUCUCUUCAGCUUCAUCGCUUUCACUCUGCCUUCCUUGCAGUCUCGAUAGGAUUGUUUUGGGGCAGAAUGGCUUCUAAUGCUACAAUAGGGCACAAAUGUCCACCCGCAAUGAAACCCACAUCGAAUGGCAUAUUCCAGGGUGAUAAUCCCCUUGAUUUCGCGCUCCCUCUUGCCAUUCUACAGAUAUGUCUUGUGCUUGUACUCACACGGGGUCUUGCUUUUCUUUUGAGACCAUUAAGACAGCCAAGAGUGAUUGCAGAGAUUAUUGGUGGAAUCUUACUUGGGCCAUCUGCUCUGGGUCGAAACAAGACAUAUCUGCAAGCAGUAUUUCCAACCAAGAGUCUCACUGUGCUUGAUACUCUCGCAAAUAUUGGCCUUAUCUUCUUUUUAUUCCUAGCUGGUCUAGAGUUAGAUCCCAAAUCUCUUUGUCGUACUGGCAAAAAGGCCAUUUCAAUUGCCAUUGCAGGAAUUAGCCUCCCAUUUGCAUUGGGAAUUGGUUCUUCAUUUGUCCUUCGAGAAACCAUAUCUAAAGGCGUACAUGCUACCUCAUUUCUUGUAUUUAUGGGGGUGGCCAUGUCUAUAACUGCCUUCCCUGUGUUAGCUCGUAUUCUGGCUGAGCUAAAGCUUUUAACCACUGAUGUUGGCAGAAUGGCUAUGUCAGCUGCUGCAGUUAAUGAUGUGGCUGCAUGGAUUCUACUUGCCCUUGCCAUUGCACUAUCUGGUUCUAACAAUUCUCCCCUUGUCUCGGUUUGGGUCUUAUUGGGUGGAUGCGGUUUUCUUAUUGGUUCAAUCCUCAUUGUCCGUCCGAUCUUUAAAUGGCUGGCUAAGCAAUGCCGUGAAGGCGAGCCAGUGAAAGAAUUGUAUGUCUGUGCUACACUAGCAACUGUCUUGGCUGCUGGAUUUAUAACUGAUUUUAUUGGAAUCCAUGCCAUGUUUGGUGGUUUUGUUAUUGGGGUUCUUGUCCCAAAGGAUGGACCAUUUGCUGGUGCCCUUGGUGAAAAAAUUGAGGACCUUGUAUCUGGCCUUUUACUGCCAUUGUACUUCGUAUCAAGUGGAUUGAAAACCAAUGUAGCCACCAUCAAGGGGCUUGAAUCGUGGGGUCUUCUCGCUCUGGUCAUUUUUACAGCUUGUUUUGGUAAAAUUGUCGGCACAGUUUUGGUAUCCCUUUCUUUCAAAAUGCAUCUACGUGAGGCUUUUGCUCUGGCGUUCCUAAUGAAUACUAAAGGCUUGGUAGAACUUAUUGUUCUUAACAUUGGUAAAGACAGAAAGGUUUUAAAUGACCAGACAUUUGCCAUUAUGGUGUUGAUGGCUAUAUUUACAACUUUUAUCACAACCCCUAUUGUUAUGACUAUAUAUAAGCCUGCAAGAAAACGCCGAGCAGCUGAUUACAAGUACAGAACAAUUGAAAGGAAAAAUACAAAUUCCCAACUUCGGAUUAUGGCUUGUUUCCAUAGUUCAAGGAAUAUCCCAUCGAUAAUAAAUCUUCUUGAAGCUUCCCGUGGAAUUGAGAAGGGUGAUGGACUUUGUGUGUAUGCAAUGCAUCUAAUGGAACUCAGUGAGAGGUCGUCAGCUAUAUUAAUGGUCCACAAAGCUAGAAAAAAUGGGUUACCCUUCUGGAAUAAGGGCCAGGGAUCAGAUUCCAACCACGUUGUUGUCGCUUUUGAGGCUUUCCAGCAAUUAAGCCAGGUUUCUGUUCGAUCAAUGACUGCAAUCUCUUCAAUGUCUGAUAUACAUGAGGACAUAUGCAUGACUGCUGAGGGAAAGAGAGCUGCAAUUUUAAUUCUUCCAUUCCAUAAGCAUCAGAGGGUGGAUGGUUCCCUAGAGACAACUCGAACAGACUUUCGUUUGGUGAAUCGCCGAGUUCUGAAAGAUGCACCUUGCUCAGUUGGAAUUCUAGUUGAUCGUGGGCUUGGAGGAACCACUCAUGUAUCAGCAAGUAAUGUUUCUUCUGUCAUUACAGUCCUUUUCUUUGGUGGUAGAGAUGACCGGGAAGCUGUUGCAUAUGGUGUUCGCAUGGCUGAACAUCCUGGUAUCAGUUUGAUGGUCAUUCACUUCGUAGUUGAACCUGCUGCUACAGGUGAGAUCCUUAGAAUUGAUAUGAUCAACAAUUUUGGCAACAAGCCAAGUUCGUUGGAUGAAGAAUGCCUCUCUGAGUUGAUGAAGAGAACGUCGUUGGACGAUUCAGUAAAAUACGAACAGAAAUUUGUCAGAAAUGCUGCACAAAUCAUUGACGUGAUCCGCGAACAGAACCGUACCAAUCUUUUUCUGGUAGGUCGAAUGCCUGAUGGUGAAGUUGCCUUAGCUUUGAAUAAAAGCAGUGAAUGCCCAGAACUAGGUCCGAUAGGUAGUUUGUUGACAUUCUCGGAUUCUCCAACAAGAGCAUCAGUUUUGGUGCUUCAACAGUAUAGUAGCGAGGUACGACGGGAUCUUGAUUCACCAGCAAACGGGUUGCCAGAAAAUGACUCCGAAUCUAACUAAUUCUUGCAGUUCAUUAGUUUGAUAAAUAAUCUUAAAUUGCAUUUAGUUUGGUUAGAUUCUCCCUGUAAUUUUCAUAUUUCAAGUCAGAACCCUUUGUGUUUUUCGUAGUUAUUUUUCUUCUAUGGUAUAUAAAGAAACUAUUAGUUUUGUAAGACAUUUUUUUUUAUCUACCUCAAGAUAAAUAAGAAACAUUAUGGCUUUUAUCUAA